GUCGCGGCUUCUGGUCAACAAACAUGGCGUGCGCGGUGAAGGGAGAGCUGAAAUGUAAAGACGGGAGAACGAGCAGGUUCACAGUGGAGGCGGAGAAUAAUUUAAAAUCCAUCAUCGAAGGAGUGAAGAAGAUCAGCUCUGAGAUUUCGGUGGUUUUAACGGAGCUCGUGGAAGAGGAGAAGAGUGUAAACACGGAGAGAGGAGAGUGUCGCGCGCGCGAUGAGGAUGUGGAAGAUGAAGAUGAGGAUGAGGACGGUGAUGAAGAAGACCGCGCUAUAGAAACUACCGCAGUUAAAUUAAAGUCCAGACCUCCAGCGAAGCGUCUGAAGACCGUCACACCGUCCUGAGCAGAGCGUCUCCGUCUGUCUGUCUGUCUGUCUGUCUGUCUGUCUGUCUGUCUGUCUGCCCGUCUGUCUGCCCGUCUGUCUGCCCGUCUGUCUGCCCGUCUGUCUGCCCGUCUGUCUGUCUGUGCAGACAGAAGUUUUUCUUUUUGUCCCUCUGAACUGAUAAAUGAACUCUUGAGUGAUGAGACGAGGUUAAAAAGAUAAAAGAUAUUUAAAAAUAAAAACUGGAAACAGUAUAAAGGGACAAUCAUUCAACACUUUUCCUGUAAAUAAUCACAAAACAAAUCAAUUUUUUUUUUUUAAAUCAAGAAAUUAAAGUGAAAAACACAGAUUUUUCUACCAAAACAUUUAUUUCUUUAUAUUUUAUUUAAUGGAGGUUGUGGAAAGGCAAUAACUCAGUCACAUGACAUAAACACCUGUUCAUUAGAAUUAUUACAUCAUUAAAAAAAAAAAAAACCCUUGAGCCCUUU
Molecule: messenger RNA, 814 nt
Organism: Ictalurus furcatus (blue catfish)
Lineage: Eukaryota; Metazoa; Chordata; Actinopteri; Siluriformes; Ictaluridae
Exons: 2
Coding region: 24-347 (107 amino acids)
Cellular component (GO): EKC/KEOPS complex
Source: RefSeq, a predicted model, not a curated record